Pestalotiopsis fici W106-1 is the source of this 4416-nucleotide messenger RNA. RefSeq lists its product as uncharacterized. Bases 1 to 4416 code for a protein of 1471 amino acids. NCBI's taxonomy places the organism in Eukaryota, Fungi, Ascomycota, Sordariomycetes, Amphisphaeriales, Sporocadaceae. Gene Ontology annotation, molecular function: ABC-type transporter activity; ATP binding; ATP hydrolysis activity. Gene Ontology annotation, biological process: transmembrane transport. Gene Ontology annotation, cellular component: membrane. The record is from RefSeq and is a predicted model, not a curated record. The transcript has 2 exons.
AUGCGUCCGAGGUUGAGCUUCGAGAGGCUCAGCUUCGACACCUCGACCGAACGAGAUGGCGACAGCUCGACCGACUAUGACAGUUAUGAAGACCUACCCAGAGUAGCGUCCAUGAUAACGGACAUUGACAGAGGAGAAAUCGAAAGAAUAGCCAAUACGCUUUCAUGGCGAGAGUCAGUUGCCGUCGAUACCAGCCUGCGGAGGAUCUCAACCUUGGGAGCUCACGACCAUAGACUGGAGCCAUCCCACAAGGACUUUGACAUUGGACGGUGGCUCAGGCGUACUCUACAAGAAUUGCAGUCUCGAGGAGUCUCCAUCAAGAAGACGGGCAUUGCCUACUCAAAUCUCAAGGUGUCGGGUACUGCUCCUGCCCUGCAACUCCAGGAUACUGUCAGUAGUAUGCUUGGCGCGCCGUUCCGACCCGAGACAUGGGAUUUUGGCAAGAAGGACCACAAGGUUAUUCUACGCAACUUUGAUGGGCUGGUCGAGAGCGGAGAACUUCUCAUUGUCCUCGGCCGUCCGGGCAGUGGCUGUUCCACUCUACUCAAGUCCAUGACUGGACAGCUCUACGGACUUUCGGUAGAUGAAGGCUCAACUGUCAGCUACAAUGGCAUCUCGCAAAAGGUCAUGAUGAAAGAGUUCAAGGGAGAAACCCCUUACAACCAAGAGGUCGAUAAGCACUUUCCUCAUCUGACGGUGGGUCAGACAAUGGAGUUUGCCGCGUCUGCUAGGAUGCCGUCGAACGGUGGUGGCGACAUGACCCGAGAGGAGCGGUCCAAGCUGCUGGCCGAGGUCGUCAUGGCCGUCUGCGGGUUGAGCCACACAUAUAACACAAAAGUUGGUAACGACUUUGUUCGCGGUGUAUCGGGUGGUGAGCGCAAGCGUGUGAGUAUUGCAGAGAUGAUCUUGGCCGGAUCGCCUCUGUGUGCGUGGGAUAACAGUACCCGAGGUCUUGAUGCCGCUACGGCUUUGAAGUUUGUGGAAACCUUGCGGCUCACUGCCGACUUGACCGACACCACGGGAAUUGUUGCCAUCUACCAGGCCAGUCAAGCCAUCUACGACCUCUUUGACAAGGCCACGGUUCUCUACGAAGGACGGCAGAUCUACUUUGGUCCAGCCAGCCAUGCAAAGGCCUACUUUGAGAACCAAGGAUGGUACUGCCCUCCUCGUCAGACGACUGGUGACUUUCUCACCGCCGUCACGAACCCUUCCGAGAGACAGGCCCGUCCAGGAAUGGAGAACCAGGUGCCACGUACAGCAGACGAGUUUGAGCACUACUGGCGCCACUCGGCCGAGUACUUGCACUUGCACAAGGAACUGCAGCAAUACCAUCUGAGACAUCCCAUGCAAGAGAACAGUGAGAGUCUGGCAAUCCUCCGCCAGCAAAAGGUUGCAAGCCAGGCCAAACUUGUCCGUGAAAAAUCCCCAUACUUGAUCAGUAUACCAAUGCAGAUUCGACUCAACACCAAGCGAGCAUAUCAGCGACUCUGGGGUGACAGGGCUGCCGUUACGACUACAAUGAUUUCUCAUACCAUUGGUGCCCUCAUCAUGGGUUCUCUCUAUUACGGCACACCAGACUCAACUGCCGGCUUCACGUCAAAGGCUUCUGCAAUCUUCCUGGCUGUCCUCAUCAACGGCUUGCACAGUCUUGCCGAGAUUGCCACCAUGUACGACCAGCGGCCGAUUGUAGAGAAACAAGUGUCUUAUGCCUUCUAUCAUCCCUCCACGGAAGCAAUAGCUGGCGUUGUGGCAGACUUGCCAAUAAAAUUCUUCAUGGCAGUCGUAUUCAACAUUACCUUUUACUUUUUGGUUGGUUUGCGUCGAACACCGGCUCAGUUUUUCCUCUUCUUUCUGGUCACAUACAUUGGCACCUUUGCCAUGUCAAGCUUGUUUAGAACCAUGGGAGCAAUCACCAAGACAGCCCCUCAGGCAUUGGCCAUCUCGGGUGUCAUGAUCUUGAUGCUUGUCAUCUAUACGGGGUUCACCAUUGCUAUACCUCUCAUGCACCCUUGGUUUUCAUGGCUCCGCUAUAUCAACCCCAUGUUCUGGGCUUUUGAAAUUCUCGUGGCCAAUGAGUUCCACGGUGGCGAGUUUUCAUGCGACGCCUUUAUCCCUGCUAUCGGCCGGGUCGGAGACUCGUUCAUCUGCUCCGUCGUCGGUGCCAUCCAAGGGCAGGAGACGGUCAACGGAGAUGCCUUUAUUGGUGAAAGCUACGAGUAUUUUUGGUCUCAUGCCUGGCGCAAUCUCGGCAUCCUCAUUGGCUACACCCUCUUCUUCAUGUUUCUUUACUUUCUCGCUUCCGAGCUCAACAGCACCACCUCCAUCACUGCCGAGGCUCUCGUCUUUCGCAGAGGCCACGUCCCUGCACACCUGCUCCAUGGCAAGUCAGGCGGCCAUGAUGAGGAGAUGAUGCCUGUUUCCGGGGCCAAGAAUGAGGAGUACAGUAGCGGUAGUGACAUGAGAGCGAUUGAACCACAAAGAGAUGUCUUCACCUGGCAGGAUGUGGUCUACGACAUUGAGAUCAAGGGCGAACCGCGAAGGCUUCUGGAUCAUGUCUCGGGUUGGGUCAAACCCGGUACUCUGACUGCGCUCAUGGGCGUGAGUGGUGCCGGCAAGACGACGCUGCUCGAUGUCCUGGCGCAGAGGACCACCAUGGGCGUCAUUACCGGCGGCAUGUUUGUCAAUGGUAAGCCCCUGGAUGCUGGGUUUCAGCGCAGUACGGGAUAUGUCCAACAGCAAGAUCUUCAUCUCGAGACAGCCACCGUCCGUGAGAGUCUACGCUUCAGUGCCAUGCUGCGUCAGCCAAAGUCGGUCAGCAAGCAGGAAAAGUACGAAUAUGUCGAGGAAGUUAUCAAACUUCUCAAUAUGCAGUCGUUUGCCAAUGCCGUCGUCGGUGUCCCCGGCGAGGGGUUGAACGUUGAACAGCGCAAACUUCUUACCAUUGGUGUUGAGUUGGCUGCCAAGCCCAAACUCCUUCUCUUCCUCGACGAGCCGACCAGUGGUCUCGACUCACAGAGUUCAUGGGCCAUUGUGGCAUUAUUGCGCAAGCUCGCCGACGCUGGCCAGGCCGUCUUGUGUACAGUGCAUCAACCGAGUGCUCUCCUUUUCCAGCAGUUUGACCGCCUUCUGUUCUUGGCCAGGGGUGGAAAGACUGUCUACUUUGGCGAGAUUGGGCCCAACUCGAGAACGCUUCUGGAUUAUUUUGAGUCCAAUGGAGCCAGGCUAUGUGACGACGACGAAAACCCGGCCGAGUACAUGCUAGAUGUUGUAAACAAUUCAUGGGACGGCCGUGGCAACGACUGGCACACUGCAUGGACCGAGAGCCCAGAGAGCCGCGCGGUUCAGCGCGAGGUCGGCAGGAUCCACGCCGAGACCAAGAGUGUUCCUCUCUCCGCCGGGCCUGGGAGCGAUGCCAGGGCCGAGUUUGCCAUGCCCUUCUCUACGCAAUUCAUCGAGGUCACGAACCGCGUGUUCCAGCAGUACUGGAGAACACCAAGCUACAUUGCCGCCAAGAUGGCGCUUGCCAUCGGCGCCGGCCUCUUCAUUGGCUUUUCCUUUUGGCAUGCCAACACGAGCUUGGCGGGCAUGCAGACUGUCGUCUUCUCGGCCUUUAUGCUCACAACCACCUUUACCUCCGUCGUGCAGGCCAUUCAGCCAAUGUUUGUCACGCAGCGCUCUCUCUACGAGGUUCGCGAGCGCCCGUCCAAGGCGUACUCGUGGCAGGCCUUUUUGCUUGCCAAUAUCCUCGUCGAGAUCCCCUAUGCAAUUGUCAUGGGCAUUUUGACCUAUGCAUGUUUCUCGUACCCCGUCUUUGGGAUCCAAGCCUCGGAGCGGCAAGGCCUUACCCUCCUCUUUUGCAUCCAGCUCUUCAUACAAGCCUCGACCUUUGCCCAAAUGACGGUUGCCGCCGUCCGCGAUGCCCAGACCUCUGGCGCCAUUGUGACGCUCAUCGUCCUGCUGUGUCUCAUCUUUUGCGGUGCGAUGCAGCCGCCCUCGGCGCUCCCGGGCUUUUGGAUCUUCAUGUACCGCGUGUCACCCUUUACCUACUGGAUCGACGGCAUGAUUUCGACGCAGCUGCACGAACGGGACGUCGUGUGCUCGGCCGCCGAGACGUCCGUGUUCAACCCGCCCGCCGGCCAGUCGUGCGGUGAUUACAUGGCCGACUGGCUGAACACCGUGCCCCCUCCCCCCGGCACGCUGCAGAACCCUGACGCCAUGGCCGACUGUCGUUACUGCUCCAUCUCCGUGGCCGAUCAGUUCCUCGCCGGCAACCAAAUGUCGUGGGACCACCGUUGGCGCAACUUUGGCAUUCUUUUUGCAUACAUGAUUUUCAAUAUUGCCAUAACCAUAGGAACUUACUGGGCAUUCCGUGUCAAGAACUGGAAUAGCGGUACCAAGAAGAACAAGAAGGCCUAA